Molecule: messenger RNA, 922 nt
Organism: Hippopotamus amphibius kiboko
Lineage: Eukaryota; Metazoa; Chordata; Mammalia; Artiodactyla; Hippopotamidae
Gene: PRPS1L1
Product: phosphoribosyl pyrophosphate synthetase 1 like 1
Exons: 3
Coding region: 1-876 (291 amino acids)
Biological process (GO): purine nucleotide biosynthetic process; 5-phosphoribose 1-diphosphate biosynthetic process; ribonucleoside monophosphate biosynthetic process
Cellular component (GO): ribose phosphate diphosphokinase complex; cytoplasm
Molecular function (GO): magnesium ion binding; ribose phosphate diphosphokinase activity; ATP binding
Source: RefSeq, a predicted model, not a curated record
AUGCAAACCAGCAGCUCUCAAAAGUGUGGUCACCAGAACAGCAGCAUCAGCAUUACCUGGCGUCUUUUGGAAGAACUCUGGGAGCGUUUUAAACAUUUCCUCCAGUUCAGAACUUCCAAAGUUAUGUCUUUUGCCUUGCAGAAAUUUUAUAUUUUCACGUAUUCAGAUUUAAGCCUCCCUUCGAAAUUAACAGCUGCCGGAGUGAUCACUGGACUAAAGGAUAAGAGCCGGGCCCCAAUCUCUGCCAAGCUUGUUUCAAAUAUGCUGUCUAUAGCAGGCGCAGAUCAUAUCAUCACGAUGGAUCUACAUGCUUCUCAGAUUCAGGGCUUUUUUGAUAUCCCAGUAGACAAUUUGUAUGCAGAGCCAGCUGUCCUGAAGUGGAUAAAGGAGAAUAUCUCUGAGUGGAGAAACUGCACGAUUGUCUCCCCUGAUGCGGGUGGAGCUAAGAGAGUGACCUCCAUUGCAGACAGAUUGAAUGUGGACUUUGCCUUGAUUCACAAAGAAUGGAAGAAGGCCAGUGAAGAAGACCGAAUGGUACUAGUGGGAGAUGUGAAGGAUCGUGUGGCUAUCCUUGUGGAUGACAUGGCUGACACUUGUGGUAUAAUCUGCCAUGCAGCUAACAAACUUCUCUCAGCUGGAGCCACCAGAGUUUAUGCUCUCUUGAUUCAUAGGAUCUUUUCUGGCCCGGCCAUUAGUCACAUCAACAGUGCAUGCUUUGAAGCAGUAGUAGUCACCAGUACCAUACCUCAGGAGGAUAAGAUGAAGCACUGCUUCAAAAUACAGGUGAUCGACAUCUCCAUGAUCCUUGCAGAAGCCAUCAGAAGAACUCAUAAGGGGGAAUCUGUCUCUUACCUAUUCAGCCAUGUCCCAUUGUGAUAGAGAAAUGUUGGGGUUGUUGUAUUUUAAAUAAAAUAAGAUAAAA